Messenger RNA from Panicum virgatum (switchgrass), 616 nucleotides. RefSeq lists its product as uncharacterized. The record is from RefSeq and is a predicted model, not a curated record. The transcript has a single exon. The annotation marks the transcript as partial. NCBI's taxonomy places the organism in Eukaryota, Viridiplantae, Streptophyta, Magnoliopsida, Poales, Poaceae.
GCGGAGGGCUCGUCGUCGUCGGGGCCGGAGAGCCUGAGGUUGACGGCGACGGCGACGGCGACGGACGCCAAGGCGGCGCCGGCGCUGUGCAAGGACUACAGCCACACGCUGCUCCGGUCGGAGUGCCUGGAGGUGCUGGGCCUGGUGGACCUGGACUCGCUGCGGAGGCGGCCGCGGCUCACCGUGGGGGUGACGGUGAAGGCCUCCGUGGUGCUCCCGGUGCUGGUGGUCCUCGCCGUCCUCUACCUCGCGGACAUGGCCAAGGGGGACGUCGACUGGACGGACCACCUCGACGACGUUGAGGACGUGGCCGGGGACUAGUUAGCAGUUAGCACAGGGGUGUGAUUGUCCCUGUCGGCUGUCGCUCACAAUGAACUGCAUCAGGCAGCUCCGCAUUCAGAUAUCCGCUUCUCCUUUCUAUUCUUUCCAUUUCUUUUAGAACAACUAACAAGUGUACAUACUUAAGCAGGUUUUACGGUUAUGUUGAAAAUGUAAAUUUGCUUUAUAUUAGUAUAUACUCCCUUUUUGUUUCGUUUGUGAAUAUAUAGUACUAUAUAUAGUUGUUCUGAAUACGGACAAUGUUUCUUUAAUAUAGUAAUGUGCAACUUUGACCAUA